Mercenaria mercenaria is the source of this 1525-nucleotide messenger RNA. Its product is annotated as neuroglobin-like. The transcript is spliced from 3 exons. Bases 206 to 781 code for a protein of 191 amino acids. The record is from RefSeq and is a predicted model, not a curated record. NCBI's taxonomy places the organism in Eukaryota, Metazoa, Mollusca, Bivalvia, Venerida, Veneridae. Gene Ontology annotation, molecular function: heme binding; oxygen binding.
UAUUCAGUUUUAAAAGUACUAAAUUGAAAAGUGUUUAGGGAUCAUCUAAACGAAAAAAAAAAAAGAAUAUUCAUAGUUUCACUGAAACAUAUUUUCACUGAAACAUAUUUUAUGCAGAAGACGGGAACGUUCGUAUAUAGCAAAUUGUUUAUUUACGAAACAUUUAAUUACUUUCACAGCCUGGAUUACUUUAUCAAGUCUGACAAUGGGCUGUACAUGUGAAAAGGUGUGGAGAAGAAAACAUUCAAAAGUUGGACAUGAAUCUGAAAGUAGUAGUAGUACUCCGCCAAGUAUGUCUGAUGCGCAGAAAGCAGUGAUAAGAAACAACUGGCAAACUUUAAAAUGUCACGUUGCGAAUAUUGGAGUUAUAACAUAUGUCAGCAUGUUUGAAAGCAGACCAGAGCUUUUAGAACUGUUCUCGAAGUUCAAGGAACAAAAUAUAAAUGAACUGCGGCGUGCCGGAUUGCUCAGGCAGCACGCAUUAAGAGUGAUGACCACCAUAGACAAAGUAAUUACGCGCCUUGACGAGCCUUCUAGUUUAAUAGUCAUGCUCAGGGAAGUUGGAGCACAUCAUAAGCUCUAUAAAGUGCCGCCGGAUUAUAUACAGAUAAUUUUGCCUCAUUUCCUCAGUGCAAUCAAACCUCAUAUAGAGGAGCAUUGGUGUGAUGAUCUAGAGACAGCCUGGAAAACUAUGUUUGCAAUUAUAAUAUUCCAUAUGAGUGAAGGUAUGACUCAGCCGGUACAUGGUCACAGACAAUUUAUUGCUGAUCCUUCAUCUUAAAUGGAUUUAUUGAAAUGUGUAAAUGAGUUGAUUGUGCAGUUUCACACAUAGUUGUAAAUAACAUACACUGGUAUAUACUGAUUAAAGGUGAUAAAUUACGUGAACAGGCCUUGGUACCAUGUGACGUUGCUGUUUUAGUGAAAUUGAACUUACUGUUGUCCAUAAAUUGUUAACUGAAUUUUAUUUUUCAUACAAAUGGACACAUUUGAAACGCUGUGUACAAAUGCCAAAACGUCUUACUCAGCCUUUUAGUAUUGGUUUCGGAAGUUUACAACCAUUUUGUCGAAACAAUGUAUGAUUAAUAUUAUAUGACAAUGCCAGCUGAUCAACAUAUGGUUGAAGUGUUCUUGUACAUGUAUAAAGCAAUGUGACCUGCUGGUUAGAAUCUAACGUUUCUGGAAAAUCGGUCUAGAGGAUAAAAGCACAUUGCUCUUUAUUAUACAAAAGACAUGCUGGACAAAACGCUUCUGUAAUAUUUCGGUUGGCUCAUUUCUUUUAGAAAACACCAAUAUUCAGUAUUAUUUAUAAACAAAGAAGAUAUGAAGUGAAAGUUUGUAAUAAAUGAAAAUCGCGCAUGCGUAUUACUAGUAUGUCUUUUUUGCGGCAUGUCAUAUGACGAAUUAUAGGGUUGAAGAUACAUGUAUUCUCGGUGAUUAUAAACGAGUCAAUAUGCACACUGUCUUAUAUCAGUAUUUGGUAAUAAUACGAUAAUUCUUAAUCUGUUUCAAUUAAACAUACAACUUA